Phacochoerus africanus (Common warthog) is the source of this 1504-nucleotide messenger RNA. RefSeq names its product three prime repair exonuclease 1 (gene TREX1). The record is from RefSeq and is a predicted model, not a curated record. Gene Ontology annotation, cellular component: cytoplasm. The transcript is spliced from 2 exons. The coding region runs from base 521 to 1465 and encodes 314 amino acids. Gene Ontology annotation, molecular function: nucleic acid binding; 3'-5'-DNA exonuclease activity. Lineage: Eukaryota; Metazoa; Chordata; Mammalia; Artiodactyla; Suidae. Gene Ontology annotation, biological process: DNA catabolic process.
UGAAUCUGCUCUGAGGAAGCUGCCCUGCUCUGCCCUGCCUGUGGAAUUGCCCUGAGUCAUCGCAUUGGGCUGAGGCCAUGGUUAGAAACCAUUGUGUGGCAGAGAAGGAGGCGGCCCUUCAGCCCAGGCCUAAACCAGGGAGGCCUGGGAAAGUGGGGCCAAGGGGUGGGUACAAACUGGCCAUGGCAGGGGCUCCAGGCAGGCUUGAGUCCUGGAGCUCGCCUUCCCGGAUAGCCCUGUCCCCUGCUGUCCAGGGGUCCUGGUGCACUGUGCCAGACAGAGAUCUGAGAAGGCCUUUGAGGCAGUACUGUGGGUGCCUGGGGAGGGAACGGGUGUUGGCAAGAGGGACAGCCCAGCAGGCUGACGAGCAGGGGCGGGCUUUGCUCACACCAGCUCCUGGGCGGGCUCAGGCCCAGUUUCACUUCCCGCCACUGCUGCCAGCAGCAAGAACCAGCCAGAGAGCAUUCACCCUGAGUCAUUGCUGCCUGCCUGCUGCUCGGCUCAGCGCCAGAUACCUACCAUGGGCUCGCAGGCCCUGCCCCAGGCUCCCGUGCAGACCCUCAUCUUCUUGGACCUGGAGGCCACUGGUCUGCCCUUCUCCCAGCCCAAGGUCACGGAGCUAUGCCUGCUAGCUGUCCAUAGAUGUGCCCUGGAGAGCCUUCCCAUCCCACAGGGGCCUUCUCCCACGGUGCCACCGCCUCCUCGGGUGCUGGACAAGCUCUCCCUGUGCGUGGCUCCAGGGAAGGCCUGCAGCCCUGCAGCCAGCGAGAUCACUGGCCUGAGCACAGCUGUACUGGCUGCACAUGGGCGUCAGUACUUCGAUGCCAACCUGGCCAAUCUCCUCCGAGCCUUCCUGCAGCGCCAGCCACAGCCCUUGUGCCUCGUGGCACACAACGGUGACCGCUACGACUUCCCCCUGCUCCAGGCAGAGCUGGCCAUGCUGGGCCUUGCCAGUGCUUUGGAUGACACCUUCUGUGUGGAUAGUAUUGCAGCCUUGAAGGCCCUGGAGCAAGCUGACGGCUCCUCGGAGCACGGCCCAAGGAAGAGCUACAGCCUGGGCAGCAUCUAUACACGCCUGUAUGGCCAGGCUCCACCAGACUCACACACGGCUGAGGGUGAUGUCCUAGCCCUGCUCAGCAUCUGUCAGUGGAGGCCACGGGCCUUGCUACGGUGGGUAGAUGUUCAUGCCAGGCCUUUCAGCACCGUCAAGCCGAUGUACGUGGUCACAGCCUCUACUGGAACCAACCCAAGGCCAUCUGCUGCCAAGGCCACUGUACUCCUGGCCAAAGCCAGGAACACCAGCCCCAACCUUGGUGGGGACAGAGGCCCCAAGCCCCUUUCUCCAAUGAAGAGCCCUGGAACCCCACCCAGGGAGGGACUGCUGGCCCCACUGGGCCUGCUGGCCUUCCUGACCUUGGCAGUAGCCACACUGUAUGGGCUGUCCAUAGCCAUACCUGGGCAUUAGGCCAAGGAAGGGCUGACUAAUAAAGACCCUCUCACAGCA